This is a messenger RNA of Paramecium tetraurelia, 1617 nucleotides long. RefSeq lists its product as uncharacterized. Gene Ontology annotation, biological process: regulation of DNA-templated transcription. Gene Ontology annotation, cellular component: nucleus. Gene Ontology annotation, molecular function: DNA-binding transcription factor activity, RNA polymerase II-specific; RNA polymerase II cis-regulatory region sequence-specific DNA binding. The transcript has 6 exons. The record is from RefSeq and is a predicted model, not a curated record. Lineage: Eukaryota; Ciliophora; Oligohymenophorea; Peniculida; Parameciidae.
AUGGCUAAUUUUCAAGAGUUCCUUAGUAGCUUAGGCUAAAUCAAAUAGAUGGAGAUUCCUUUUUACUAUAGGAAUUAGUUUAAGAUCAAGGAAAACUUCAUAAAUCCUAAUAGCAAACAUUUCGACCAAAUUGCUUAAAAACUCUUAUCGGAAGAUAAUAAAGGGUUGAAAAGGAAGUGGGAUAAGCAAUGUAAGAUGUUAUUUAUUUGGGUUAUUGUGAAAUACUUUUAAGUUAGAAAUAAAAAAAACAUCAAUCCAAAUUCAGAUGAGUGGUUAGAAUUAUCGGGAAUAUUCAAUUUUGAUGAGGUGACUCUGAAACAACGAUGGAUUACUCUGAUAAACCCUAUGGCUAAAAGUUUGAAUUGGGAAUCAGAAGAAGAUGAUAUAAUAAGAUCAUUGAUGAUAUAAUAAGAGGAAAAACACAUCUGGACCUAAAUUGCCUUAGAGCUUUAUAAUCAUAACAAUGGACUGUAUGUUAGAACACCAAAACAAGUCAGAGAAAGAUGGAUGAAUUAUUUAAAUCCUAAAUUAAAUAAAUCUAGUUGGACUGAUUAAGAAGACCAUUAAUUGUUGUAAUUAGUAGUGAAUAACGGCAAGAGAUGGUCCUUGAUUUCCUCAUUAUUGUAAGGGAGAACUGAAAAUUAAGUGAAGAAUAGAUAUAAGAGUCUAAUUCAUAAGAUUUUCAAAGAAGAAGAUGAUGAUGAAAUUGAAGAAAUAUAAGCCAUUAGAUAAUAUUUAGCUAAAUAAACUUCUACUGCAAUUAACUAAGAGAACAAUCCAUCAGAUUCAGUAAAAAAUGAAACCAAAAUAAAAUGUGAAGAGUCUUAAUCUAAGAGUAUUAAUAUAUAAAAACCAAAAAAAAAAUAAUAACUCAAAAAUCAAGAUGAAUAGGAAUUGUAGAUCUAAAUCAAAAAGAAAAAAGUUAAGGUUAUUGAGAAUCUCUAUGUAAAAUAAGAAAUCGAUAAAAAAAUAUCACCUAAAUUACUCAAUCAGUAAUUUUGUCUAUCUACAAAUGGAAAUUGUGAUACUCAAAGCUAAGAGAAUAGAAAAGGUAUAUCUAGUUCUCAUUCCUAAGGAUCAAUAUAAAAUUAAGAAUUUGAAUGCCAAUCUUAACAAUUCAUCUAAUCCUAAUCUAAAUGCUAACUUUAAUCCCCUUCCUACAUUGGAUAAACUCAAACGAAAGAUACAAUACCUUAAUACACUGGAUUCAGGCCUUACAUGAAUGAUGCUUGUAAUGAUCUAUUCUAAUAAACACCUUGUUAAAUUAAUAGACUAGGAUUUGGUCUCAAAUAACAUACAUAUCCAUUCUAAUAGUUAUCACCAUUUCAAUAAUAGAUUUAAUAAACACCAAUCGUAUACACUCCACUAUACUUGUACAAUUCCCAAUUCAUUGCGUAAUCUCCAUACAAGAGUCCAAUUUUAUCACCACAUAUAUGGAUAUUGAGAUUCAGAAUGAAUAGUUAAAGUAGGAAUAAUUUGUAAAUAUUUAUGUGCUUAUCGAUUUAGAAUAAUAAGUUAGAGUUUCUUUAAGGCUAAGACUUGGUUUCUAAAUGGAAGAAUAAAAGAGUGUAGGAGAAAUAGAAUUAGUCAGAGUUAAAUAAGAUUAUAGAUCAAUGA